AUGUCUCUGGUAGUCCGUAGGCCCCAGAGCAAUGAAGGACCUAAUCUGGUGAGCGUCAAGGAAGCACAGAACCGCUCAGAACUCUUCAGAGCUGAGAUCACAAGGCUGAUCAGAGAGAGUGAGAAAGCCUGCAAACGCCUGCAAGAGGAUGAAAACCAACGGCUCGAUCAGCGUGUACGAGACAUCAAGUUUCUGAAGACAGAGCUGCAGCUGAAGCUGGAGGAGAUGAUGCUGGAGAUAGAUGAACUUGUGGCUUUGCAAAGCCGAGUGGUGAAAGCAGCGGGGUCCUGCAGUGAACCUCUGAGAGUCACGCUUUUCUGUCUGGAUGAAAGGAAGAAGCGCUUCCCUCCAGACCUGCUGACCGACGCGGUAGAUGGAGAGCUGCUGAAGGAGAAGGAGCUCAUCGAGGGGGUGACUUCUCUCCUGCAGCACAUUACUGAGCAGAUCACUGAGCAGAUCAGAUUAAACCGAUCGAUGAAGCAUCGACUUGAGCAGGACCUGGCGGAGAAAUCUCAAGCUCAUGGCAUCGACGACUCCUGCACAUUAAUGACUAAACUGUCGCUUCAUGAUGCGCUGAAAGCCUCCAGCUCAAAGUCCCUGUCGUCAGGCCUGACACCGAAGCAGUGGGAGGAGAUCUCAGAGCAGAACAUGGCCAAGGCGGAGCAGCAGAAGACCAACUCUCAGUCUCUGAGGGUCCUGGUGCAGUCUCUGCUGGGGCAGGCGGCUUCUGAUCUGCAGCAUCAGGUGGAAACAACAGGUGCUGCCUUUCAACAGAAUGUCCAGGAGAUCAAGAACAGCAAGGGCAAGAUGGAGGAGCAGCUCACCAAGAUCCGGUUUGAGUUCUCCAGCCAGCAGAAGAUGAGAGACGACAUCCAAGUGGCUAUUGCUGAGAACAACCAGUUCCUUAAAGUGGCCCAGAAGCGCUUGGCGGAGCGUCAUCAGAGGCCCGGCAAGGAGCGCUGUCGGGACCGAGCUCAGCUGCAGCUGCACAGAGAGGUCCAGCAGCUCACCGCUCACGUGGACAAACUGAAGGAAGCAGUGGUCCAGUCAGAAGAAGAGCAGCGGGCACUGACUCGCUGCCAGCUGGACUUGGAGCAAAACAUCAAGAUAAAGAGCAACUCACUGUAUAUUGAUGAGGUCACCUGUCUCCAGCAGAGGGAGUCUGUGGUCAUACACGACUUCUGA
Messenger RNA from Synchiropus splendidus (mandarinfish), 1185 nucleotides. RefSeq names its product tektin 1 (gene tekt1). Gene Ontology annotation, cellular component: microtubule cytoskeleton; nucleus. The transcript is spliced from 7 exons. Lineage: Eukaryota; Metazoa; Chordata; Actinopteri; Syngnathiformes; Callionymidae. The record is from RefSeq and is a predicted model, not a curated record. Gene Ontology annotation, biological process: cilium movement involved in cell motility; cilium assembly. The coding region runs from base 1 to 1185 and encodes 394 amino acids.